This is a messenger RNA of Tilletiaria anomala UBC 951, 629 nucleotides long. RefSeq lists its product as uncharacterized. The transcript has a single exon. The record is from RefSeq and is a predicted model, not a curated record. The coding region runs from base 220 to 582 and encodes 120 amino acids. NCBI's taxonomy places the organism in Eukaryota, Fungi, Basidiomycota, Exobasidiomycetes, Georgefischeriales, Tilletiariaceae.
CUGGAGCCCUCCUAUGCACCCUCCCCAACGUCUCUCCUCUUUGUCCACGGAGGCCGCCGCGUAUUACCUUUGAUUUUUGUUUCGCAUAAGAAGAGGCAGCGAGCGCGAUACGAGGGCCACGGUUCAAGCUCUCAAGCGUUCAAGCGUUGUUGUGAGCGGGCGACUGCGUGUUGUGCGUCGACCAUAGCCAUAUCCAGCUACUACCGCCUACACUUUAUCAUGCAUUCACUCUGUGUGGCAUUCAAUCGACAGAUUGAAUGCGCGCCUUUGACCCGACCCAGCCUGCAUGAGCGCACACACCCUAUGGGUUCGGGUGAAGGACCAUUCAAGACAAGGUGUCCCCGACGAGACAGGGAGGGUACCGCGCAGAACGGAUCCAUCUUGAAGACUCGCCUUCCAUUGAAGCCGCAUUGCUGGUUCUAUGCAUUAUUAUUAUGCCUCGCGCAGAGUUACGGGACUUCGCGCGUUGUUUGGCCAAUAUGGAAGGAACCCUCCUCGCCUACUCUCUGCUUGCCACACCCUCACACUCGUUCAGACACUCUAUUUAGAUGGUGCUGCGAUCAGCUCAUUCACGAGAAAUAACCCAUGGACCCUGUUCGUCUUGGAACACUCGAAGCUUCGCAUGGGCU